GAAUCGCGCAAUUCCGAACCCGAGUAGUGUUACGCCUUGCGAUCAGUCGCCUGCGCCGCAGUAGCUGAUGCCAUGUUCCGCGUAUCGUGUGUUGUUAUCGGAUAGAUUGUGUUUAUUGUGUUGGUAACGUGUUCGUGGCACAAAAUAUCGUUGAAGUGGGUUAAUUUGGUUACAAAAAGUUGUUGAUUCGUGUUCGACGACAGGCAUUUACUUAACAGGUAGCAGUCGACGAAACUCACGUGUGCAAGAAGGUGUUGCGGCUUUAAAACGAAGUAAUUCAGCGUUUUCACCUAUGAUCGGCGCCAUUUUAGAACGACAGUUUCGUUUACAGGGUGAUAAAGUGGUGUUGCUUUGGUGCUGUAUGACUUCACCGUAAAUUCCAUGUAUAUUUGUUGUUAUUUUGUGAAUGUGUUUUGACCCGAACAGCGACUUCGCAGAGAACUGUCGUCUGGUAUAGCUUUAUGGUUCAGUCCAUUCCUGUUGGACAAGGGGUGCGCGUGCUCGUUUAUGUACUUCGUCUACGACCAGGAAUACUUACUUCCCUGUAAUUAAUAUAACAAAUAAAAGUGGCAGUCACCUCUAAAAGGAUAAAAAUUCUCCGUGUUCCGAAUCGCUGCCAAUAAGCAGCGGCAGGUCUAAUUAUCGGACAGGCACUGUUUGUUGUCGCUCUAUCUCUCUUCGAUACAGGGCGGAAGUAGCACUGUCAGUUGAGGUAUCAGCAUCCAGUGUUGGCCUUGAGCGCGUAGAGGUUACUGCCCCAAGCACGCUGGAUUGUUUACCCGGUGACAACAUGGGAGACGGUUAUUCGCGAGUGAUGCGCCGUUUUCAGUGAGGAUUCGUAGACCCCCAAUUCAUGGGGCCUCCGAUUUCAUGAUGUCGCAGGAACCCAUGGCGUGGCGUAAACACGAUCACCUCAUGCUAAUGGAUAAGUCUAAGCCUAAAAUGCCCAAUGCAGGAGGUGGGAGUGAUACGAUGUCGCGGCAGCGGGGUGGCCACGUGCCUUUGUACGGACGCUUGGUGGCGGAAGAACAGCUCGUCGCCGGCCACCCCCUGGCCGCUGCAGGGGCCGUCCCGACUGACAUCCAGGCCAUGCAAGCAAGGAUACCCAACACCUUUCGGGACCCUGCGGCCGCGCCACUUCGGAAGCUUAGCGUCGACCUCAUCAAGACUUACAAGCACAUUAAUGAGGUGUAUUAUGCCAAAAAGAAACGGAGAGCAGCUCAAACGCAGGGUGAAGACAGUUCGCAUAAGAAAGAGAGAAAACUGUACAACGACGGAUAUGAUGACGACAACCACGAUUACAUUGUAAAAAAUGGUGAAAAGUUCCUGGACAGGUACGAAAUCGACUCACUGAUAGGCAAGGGGUCGUUUGGGCAGGUGGUCAAAGCCUUCGACCACGAAGAGCAGUGUUACGUAGCUAUUAAGAUUAUUAAAAAUAAAAAACCCUUCCUCAAUCAGGCCCAAAUCGAAGUGAAGCUUUUAGAAAUGAUGAACAGAGCCGACGCCGAUAAUAAGUAUUAUAUAGUUAAAUUAAAGCGACACUUUAUGUGGCGUAAUCACCUCUGUCUUGUGUUCGAACUAUUAUCGUACAAUCUCUAUGACCUUCUGCGGAACACGAACUUCCGAGGCGUGUCACUCAACCUCACCAGGAAGUUUGCACAGCAACUGUGUACCGCUCUGCUCUUUCUCUCCACGCCAGAACUGAACAUUAUUCAUUGUGAUCUUAAGCCCGAAAACAUUCUUCUUUGCAACCCCAAGCGAUCCGCCAUCAAAAUCGUCGAUUUUGGAAGUUCUUGCCAACUUGGACAAAGGAUAUACCAAUAUAUCCAGUCGAGGUUUUACCGAUCGCCGGAAGUACUGCUAGGAAUACCGUAUGACUUAGCAAUAGAUAUGUGGUCGUUAGGAUGUAUUCUAGUUGAAAUGCACACGGGCGAACCCCUAUUCAGUGGUGCCAACGAAGUGGACCAAAUGAAUAAGAUCGUUGAAGUGCUUGGCAUGCCCCCCAAACAUCUCCUCGAUCAAGCGAAUAAAGCGAGAAAAUUUUUUGAUAAGCUGCCAGGAGAUGGAAAGUAUAUUUUAAAGAAACCCAAGGACGGUAAAAAAUACAAACCUGCCGGUACGAAGAAAAUCCACGAUAUAUUGGGCGUGGAAUCGGGUGGUCCAGGGGGCCGUAGACUAGGUGAACCUGGACACUCCAUGUCCGACUACCUCAAAUUCAAAGAUCUGAUCCUUCGAAUGCUCGAUUACGACCCCAAAACGCGGAUCACACCCUAUUAUGCGCUUCAGCACAACUUCUUCAAAAGGACAACGGAUGAGGGCACGAACACGGCCAGCAGUACAAGUUCCAGCCCUGCUGUUAUUAGCAUGGACAUGUCUUCUUCAAGCAGUCAACAUGGGUUAAACCUUAUAGGGAGAUCACGUGACUACACCUCCACCUCGAAUGCUGUAACCACGACCAUCACCGCCAACCAUUCGUACCAACCGACUAGUUAUACGGCCAUGGAGUGCGAUCAGUCGCCGUCGAGGCUACAACAACAGCAGCCACAACAGCAGCAGCAGCACUCGCAUCGACCUCCCCGCUAUCAUCAUCAGGCCUCAUUAAUAAACUAUGGGCCAUCGUCGCUCCCUUAUCAAUCGUAUCCCGGUCAUGCCAUACCCGACGGUCCAUCGACGAAACACGGACCGACCGCAAACGGGCCGACGUCUAAUAGCGCGCAAGUUGAUAAAGAAGACAACAGCGCCAUGGUCGGCGUGUGCGCGCAACAGAGUCCCGUCGCGAUACACUGAGCGUGCAUGCGCGUGCGUCUAAACGACCCGCCCACUGAGUUAAUCGGUCCCCCGUCCGGCGUUCUCGAAUACGGACGGUGAAGAGAAUAGAGUACCCGUUGUCCUCGUUAAUUUUGAUUUUUUUUAGUGAAAGAAAUUGACAGAAAUUGGAACGAUGUACGUUUUCCUUCGCGAGUAACGCGCUGAGGACAAAGAAAAAAAGAAUGUCGUUCUCAUGCGUCCGAGUACAACAGACUGGGGGCUUUCUUAUCGAUGCCCUGUUGUGCCAAUGAGUCAAGUAAAAGUGACUACGAUGAUAACGACGUCUACGAUGACGAGGACGUCGCCUAUGGUUUUUAAAUCAUUGAAAUUUUUAUUAGCUUAAGGAUAAAGUAAUUUAUGCUAGUAUUAAAAAAUACACAAAUAAGGUAGUAAAUUAUACAAGCAUGUAUACAUGUUUCAUAUGAUUUUUCGUUUUUUUUUGUUUUUUUUUUUGUAACGUGGCUCUGGUCAUCAAGUCACCGUCUACCCUCUGUGUCUCUCUAUUAUGGUCCGUUCGUAUGUACCUUGUCUUUUUU
This is a messenger RNA of Agrilus planipennis (emerald ash borer), 3344 nucleotides long. Its product is annotated as serine/threonine-protein kinase minibrain. The coding region runs from base 871 to 2787 and encodes 638 amino acids. The transcript is spliced from 7 exons. Gene Ontology annotation, cellular component: nucleus. NCBI's taxonomy places the organism in Eukaryota, Metazoa, Arthropoda, Insecta, Coleoptera, Buprestidae. Gene Ontology annotation, molecular function: ATP binding; protein serine/threonine/tyrosine kinase activity; transcription coactivator activity. The record is from RefSeq and is a predicted model, not a curated record. Gene Ontology annotation, biological process: peptidyl-threonine phosphorylation; positive regulation of DNA-templated transcription; peptidyl-serine phosphorylation.